Molecule: messenger RNA, 5073 nt
Organism: Cyclospora cayetanensis
Lineage: Eukaryota; Apicomplexa; Conoidasida; Eucoccidiorida; Eimeriidae
Product: chromodomain-helicase-DNA-binding protein 1
Exons: 15
Biological process (GO): nucleosome organization; regulation of transcription by RNA polymerase II
Cellular component (GO): nucleus; chromatin
Molecular function (GO): DNA binding; ATP hydrolysis activity; chromatin binding
Source: RefSeq, a predicted model, not a curated record
GUUACCAGCAAUGCUGCAUCAGCAGAUGCAACACCAGCCCAUGCAGCAACUCUUCAGCAGCAGCAGCUUCAGCAACAGCAGCUUCAGCAGCAGCAGCUUCAGAUGUCGGGGAAGCGAAAUUCUGGGGGAGUUUCAGGAGCGGUUUGGGGGGGAAAUGCGCCCACGAGCAGCAGCAGCAGCAGCAGCUCGCGGCGACGCAAGCCUCGCGUGCAAGCUCGUGAAGCCUACUACGCUUCUCACUUGCCUCGAAGCACCUCGGUGGGAGCCACAGCGGCAGCUUCUGCAGCAGCAGAACGCAGCGGGAGUGGUUUUACCUUGCGAGCUCGCAGCAGCCGCGUGGAUUACGUGAAUUUAGCGCAGGACGAGGAGGAGGGGGAGGAGUCUGACGACACUGAAGGAGGCGGAACGGCUGGAAGCGGCAACAACAGCAACAGGUACAGUGCAGCUAGAGGCGCAGGAGGCGAAGAAGCAGGAGCUGUUGCUGGGAAGGUAGUCGACCGCGUGCUGGAUUCUCGUUUGCGGGAAGAUGGUGAGGAGGAGUUUCUGAUUAAAUGGCUUGGUCGAGCUCACGUCCACAACACCUGGGAGGUGUAUGACUCCAUAGCGCCGCUUCUGGGCAUCAAAAAGCUGCUCAACUUCAUCAAACGCAGAGACAGGGAGAAGGAGGCCAUGCAGCACAUGACACCGGACGAAGUUGAACAGCUGGAAAUCGAAAAACAAAUGCAGAGACAGCUGGACGAAGAUGCCCUUCAGGCGGAGCGCAUCAUAUACAGAUGGGAGGAUCAGCAGACGGGUGCCAAGUCGUACAUUGUGAAAUGGAGGAGCUCUCCAUACGAUCGGUGCACACAAGAGACGCAUGAAACGCUUGUGCAGCAUGAUUUCUUGCCCUUGGUUGACGCGUAUGAUGCGCGGCUGCGCAGGGUGCAGGCUAAAUUGCAGAAGGCCCUUUCUGAGCCUGCAGCCUUCAGGCCGAUUACUUCGACCGCAUUCGUCCCAUACGUUGAAACUCCUCCAUAUAUGAAUCGCGUGUCUCCUCCGGAAGAAGGGGAAGUUGAACUCGAGCCAGAAGCGCAGCAGCAAGGAGAAUUGCAGGCAGGAAAACACGAGCAGGCAGGAGACAGCUCGAGCAGCAGCAGCCGCCUUGAGCUCUCCCUAGGCCGAGAAGCAGAUUCAAGGAGUAACCAGGAAUUGCGUGAUUACCAGCUGACGGGGGUUAAUUGGAUUCUCUCCCGCUUGAAGCGCGGCGUGUCUGUGUUGCUGGCGGAUGAAAUGGGACUGGGCAAGACGGUGCAAACGAUUGGUGUCGUAGGCCAUCUUUUGUUCAAGGAGGAGGUACUCACGCCUAUUCUGAUCUUUGUACCGCAAUCCACGCUCGACAACUGGGUGCGGGAAUUCUCCCGCUGGCUGCCAGAGGCCAACGUGGUGAUGGUGCACGGCAAUGCUGCUGGGCGAAGCGUGAUUCGAAACUACGAGCUGCAACGGCUGCAUCACCGCCUUCCAGUGUACAAGUUUGACGUGUGUCUGACGACGCCGUCCAUUCUCAACUGCGGAGGUGAUUCGGAGUUCUUGAAAAAGGUGGUUUGGUCUCUGUUAGUGGUGGACGAAGCCCACCAACUGAAGAAUAUCAACAGCAAGCGCUUCAUCGAGCUUUCCGCAUUCUCCGUGCAGCACAAGUUGUUCCUCUCCGGCACGCCCCUGCACAACAACUUGGACGAACUCUGGAACCUCCUGCACUUCCUCAACCCCUCCAUUCAUCAUAGCAUCGCAGAAUUCAAGCAGAAGUACCACUUGGUAGAGAAGCACUCAGAAGUGGGAGAGGCGAAGGCUGCACAGUUGGCAGCCUUGCAGCAGGAACUGAACGGCUUCAUUCUUCGCAGAGUCAAAAAAGACGUGGAAAGGAGCAUGCCAAAGAAGGUAGAGAGCAUCCUGCGCGUGGAAAUGUCCCCCUUGCAGCUGCACUUCUACCGGCUUAUCCUCACAAAGAAUUUCGAUCACCUCGCACGGAAGGGAGGUGCCAAUCGCACGAACCUGCAGAACAUAUGCAUGGAACUGAAGAAAGUCUGCAACCACCCCUUCCUCUGUCGUGCACCGGAGGAAGGAGAGGAGUGGUCGCGCUUACUUGUAGACGGCUCAGCGAAGAUCCGGCUGCUCGAUAAGCUCCUCAAGAGGCUUAAGGAAAAGGGGCACCGCGUCUUGAUCUUCUCACAGAUGGUCAAGAUGCUGAACAUCCUCGCGGAGUUUCUCAAGCUACGGGGAUACAAACACCAGCGCUUGGACGGAACCAUGCCUAAAGAGGUUCGCCGAAAGGCCAUGGAGCAGUUCAACUCGCGAAGCAGCAACGACUUUUGUUUCCUUCUUUCAACGAAGGCGGGAGGUCUUGGCAUCAAUCUCACAUCGGCAGAUACCGUCAUCAUUUUUGAUUCGGACUGGAAUCCACAGAAUGACCUGCAAGCUGAGGCGCGGGCUCAUCGCAUAGGACAGACGAAGACGGUACAAAUUUACCGUCUCGUGACGAAAGAUUCCAUCGAGCAAACAAUCCUUGAAAGGGCAAAGGCGAAAAUGGUGCUUGACACGCUUGUUGUCCAGGGCCUGAAUAAGCGGGGAGCCGAGUGUGGAGGUACAACUUCUCUUUCUGGGGGAGCCUCUGGGCUGGGUGCCGCGUUUUCUCGCGAGGAUCUUAGCAAAAUUUUGAAGUUUGGUGCAACGAAGCUGUGGAAGCAGAGUCGUCCGAAGGGAUGCGAAGAGGACGGCGGUCCUACGGGAAACGGUGGCGGGGCAGAUGAGGAGUUUAACUCCUUUGACGUCGAGAAGCCUGCAGCUGAGGUAGACUUGGAUCUGAUUCUAGCGGAGGCUGAGGUGACAGUCACGGAGGCCACAAAGAGGGACGGGGGCAUUGCUGAUUCUCUGCUAUCCUCGUAUCAAAAUAUUCAAGAGUUCAAGUACGAGCCCUCUGAGGCAGCGGCUGCAGCGGAAAAUGAUGCGGAAUUCUGGGCGCAGUGUAUCCCCGCUCACGAGCGUGCGAAGCUGAAGAAGCAAACGGAGGAGCAAUUAAUUGUUCAUGGCAAGCGCCGAACGAGAAAUGCCUUGCUGACGUGGGGUCUUGGAGGGAGGGCAGACGACAGUCCGGAGCGUUCAACUGGGGGUUCUCUAGCAGGCAGCAGCGGUUAUGGCGUCUUUCCCAACUCCAGCGGCUCCUUUGAUGAGGGGGACGAAAGUGCGGCUGUUGCUGCUGCUGUCGCUUCCGCAACUGCCACAGGAGGCAGAGGCAGACGUGGCAGGCGCCCCCGUGUGCUGAAUCCUACGCAGCUGACGGCUAAAGAAUACCACAGGCUGUAUAGAGCCUUGCUGCGGUACGGAUGCAUUGAGCGGAGGCUUACUGACAUCGUGAUGGAAGCAAAGCUGCAGAGGGUCUCCUCAGCCGUCGUGGUGGCUGCCGCUCAGCAGAUCGUUGCUGCCUGCAGAGAGAGACUCAAUCAAGCUCCCUCGAAGCCUGCAAGCGCUGGGGGGGGCAGCCGCAAGAGUGGCAGGGGAACCAAGGAAGAAGAGGACGAAGAAGAUGAUGCAGAACAAACGCCAAGGCCAAAAGACGAAGAAGACACGAAAGAAGCAGGCCGCUCCUACUUCACCCAAAUCGGCGACACUCGAGUGAACGCGUGGGAUCUCAUAGAACGCUUGCAGCUGCUGACGCUGCUGCACGAUGUUUUCGAACAACAAAACCCAGGGUGCCCUUCCCCUUGGCGCCUCCCCACCGGCCCUCUUUCCGCCGACUUCACGGGCAUGCUGCAGCAGCAAUCGCAGCAGCAGCAGCAGCAGCUUACCCAAAAUUCGGAGGCAGCUGAUGCUGGCGAUGCUGCGCCUGAAUCCACGGAGGUCGGUCCGACUGCAAGUGCAGCAACGCCUGGCAGUAGUCGCCAUCAAGAAAUAGCUAUUCAGUUGGAAGAACAGCAGUCGCAGCCUCCGCAGCUCAGUGAUACAACCACCAGCGGUGGGAGCAGAACAGGAUUUCCACCUUCUCGAGAUGCUGGGAGAGCUGGUUUUCUCAAGAAUAGAAUGUAUGUAUGUUCGAACGGUCUCCCCCCCCCUCCCCCCCAGCAGCAGGAAGCGUAUGUGGGCGUGGGGUGUUGCUUUUUUCUGCAGCUGCAUCUGCCUGAGGGUGUAAUAUCUCGCCUAAAGGCGUGGAGUGCCAGAGACGUCCAGCACUGGGGCACGCGAGAAGACGAAAGCCUCCUCAUCGGAGCCUACAAAUACGGUUUCGGCGCAUGGACGGAGGUGAGCAACGACCCCAAUCUCUGUCUUCCCCAAAUCCGGGAUAUCAAAUUCGACAAGCUGAAGAUGCGAGCCUUGCGGACCAUGAAGCUGCUGGAGAAGCACUUGCUACAAAGUAGCAGCGGCUCCCUGAAUACGGCCAGGCCUACUCGCUCCUUGCGAUCGAGCCCUUCCUUCUCCUCAACAGCGCACCACAAGAUAGACAUUGCAGUCACGGCGAGCGCCGCUGCUGCUGAUGACGACGAGGAUGAAGAGGACGAUGAGCUCAAUGGGGACCAAGAAGGAGUUGUAAGCUGCCUCCCCUGGUUGCGCGCACCCUUUGGUCCUCCUGGCUUGGCAGCUCUGCCAGUUGAGCGUUUGAAGAAGGCAGUCCGUCGGCUGCUGCGGGCCGAUCGGCGUUCUUUGAAGCACCUGAAAAAGGUUUUCAAGGAGGCAGCUACCGACAACAACCCCACGCUUCAUCGUUCUGCCGCUGCCCCAUACCUACCUUCUAUUGCAGCUCAUUGCGGGAAUCCCCGCAGAGGAAUUGCAACAGAUGAGCUGUAUGCCCCUGCAGCAGCAGCAGCUGCCGCAGUGUCUUCCCGCGAGGUGACUGCAGCGACGUCAUCGCUGCCACCAGCAGCAGCUGUUUUUAAUGAUCCUUCCAGUGAGCUGCAACAGCAAAGCAAGUGCGACAGCGGAUUCUCUACUUCUGAGGCUCCAGCGGACGCGGCCGGAGCAGCAACUAAUCCUUCUGCCUCACCACAACAGGAACCUGCCCCAAUGCAGCUAGCUGCUGCAGCUGGAUCACUGUUGAUGGGCAGCUGA